This is a messenger RNA of Dendrobium catenatum, 1170 nucleotides long. Its product is annotated as zinc finger MYM-type protein 1-like. The transcript has a single exon. Lineage: Eukaryota; Viridiplantae; Streptophyta; Magnoliopsida; Asparagales; Orchidaceae. The record is from RefSeq and is a predicted model, not a curated record. Bases 125 to 1168 code for a protein of 347 amino acids.
UGAGGAUGAUGAUGCAUUCAAUAAGAAUGGAUUUUCAAAUUGGAAAAAAUCAAAUAGAUUUGAACUUUAUGUUGGGAGUCAUAAUAGUGCGCACAAUAUUGCACGACGAAACUGUGAAGACUUGAUGAAUCAAAGUCAACAUAUUGGUUUUAUGUUUAAGAAGCAAACAGAUUAUGCCACAACUGCAUAUCGGACUCGUCUAAAUGCAUCGGUUGAUUGUGUGCGUUUUCUUUUAAGGCAAGGGCUAGCUUUUAGAGCCCAUGACGAGUCUGACACAUCCAGAAAUCAAGGAAAUUUUCUUCAACUGUUGCACUUUUUAGCUGAACAUAACAAUGAGAUAAAUAAUGUGGUGCUAAAAAAUGCUCCUGAAAAUUUAAAGUUAACAGCACCAAAAAUUCAGAUGGAUAUCACCAGAGCUAUUUCGAUUGCAAUCACAGACUUUAUAAAGGAAGAAAUUGGAGAAAAUUACUUCUCUCUUUUGGUUGAUGAAGCACGUGAUAUUUCCUCAAAAAAGCAAAUGGCUAUUGUUGUUCGAUUCGUUAACAAAAAAGGUAUGGUGGUUGAACGUUUUCUAGGCAUUAUUCAUGUUGCAGAGACAACAGCUAGAACUCUAAAAAAAUCUAUUGAAGAAUUGCUUUCAACUUAUGGUUUAAGUAUAUCCAAAUUGCGUGGUCAAGGAUAUGAUGGAGCAAGUAAUAUGAGCGGGGAGUUUAAUGGGUUAAAGACAUUAUUUCUCAAUGAGAAUAAUGCAGCACAUUACAUUCAUUGCUUCUCACACCAACUCCAGUUAGCCUUAGUAUAUGUUGCUAAAAAUCAUGUUCAAAUUGCUCUCUUAUUCUUAGUAAUUUCAAAUAUGAUGAAUAUUGUUGGGGUUUCAUGCAAGCGACGUGACCAACUUCGAGAUAAGCAACGGGAGAGAACUUUAAUGGAAUUACAGAAUGGAGAACUAGUAACUGGACAGGGGUUGAAUCAAGAAAUAACUCUCAAGCGGUCAGGUGAUACACGAUGGGGAUCACACUAUGAAUCAAUUAUUAGAUUGAUUACAAUGUUCCCUUCAGUUAUUGAUAUUCUAGAAGUGGUUGUUGAAGAUGGUAUCAGUUCUGAACAGAAACGUGAAGCUUUUGCAUUAUUAGGAACAAUGCAAUCAUUUGAAUUUUCAUUCUGUUAACU